CAAAAAAUUUCUACGUCGGUUGGUUGUUGUGCGGCAGUCGUUUCGGCACGAACGAAUGAAAUAUAAGAAUUUAAUAAAAUGCACUGCAGCUUAAAAGUUUUAAUUUUUUAACAAUACAAAUUCUUAGAUAAAAGGACAUGCAAGCUAUUACAAACUCCUUUCAGAAGUAAUAACAACAAUACUCCAAGGGAGUGCGCGAGCAAGAGUGAAAAGUGAAAUUAUUUUCAACUGGGCGUUUUUAAACAAACACGAAACUGGCUCAAAACGACAAGCUAAGUUUCUUCCUGAAGAACAUGCAGGAAGAGGAAGAGGAGGAGGAGGUGACGGACCUAAAGCUACAAUUGUUCCACAACACAGUACGCGAGCACAUCAUCUUUCUGCUGCUGAUUAUAUUGCUGUACUUCAGCUCGUAUGUGGUCGUCUCGCGUUUCCGUCGUCGUGAUCGCGACGAUCUCUACUCAAAUGACGAGGACGAGGUGCUUGUCUAUCGCAUAAGCUUCUGGCUCUGCACCUUCACACUGGCUGUGGCCGAGGGCGCAGCUAUGCUGCUCCCUGUAUCCAUAGCGAGCAAUGAGGUGCUGCUGCUGUACCCAAAUAGCUACUACGUUAAGUGGUUGAACAGCUCACUCAUUCAAGGGCUGUGGAAUCACGUAUUCCUCUUCUCCAAUCUGUCGCUGUUCAUUUUUCUGCCGUUUGUCUAUCUCUUCUCGGAAUCGACGGGUUUUGUCGGCCACAAGAAGGGCAUCCUGGCGCGCGUCUAUGAAACCUUUACAGUAUUUAUAUUGAUGGCCAUUAUUGUUUUGGUUUUGACUGCAGUGCUUAGCGCGAUGUUUGGCAUUGAAAAGUUUCAAUUCUUUUGGUUUCUAAAUUUGGGCAGUGUUCACCUGCCGUUCCUUUAUUCAUGUGUCUCAUUUCUGGGCGUAAUGUUAAUGCUGAUUUGUACGCCUGUUGGUUUCGUUCGAUUGUUUGGCGUUGUCAACCAGGUGCUGGUGCGGCCCCUGCUGCUGCGAGACGUCAACGAGGAGUUCAGCGUCUUCUACAUGGAGGAGGCGAGCGUUAAACGCAAAUUGGCCCACAUUGAACUGCACAAUGUGAGCAUCUCGGAUGCCACCAACGCCACCAAUCGCCUGAUCAAUGGCAAUGGCAUCGCACACAGCUAUCUGCCACAGCCGCUGCUGCAACAUUCGCUGGCGCAUUUGUAUCAGCGCAAAACGCUUGCCGCCGGCAAUGUGGACGAACAGCAGCAGAUGCUGAAUGAAAGACUGAGAGAAUUGUACAGGGAGCGCAAGGAGCUAGAUAAGCUGCGCAAAUCGAGCACCUUUCAGCGUACCUUUGUCUAUCCGCUCGCCAUGCUGCUGUUGCUCUUCUGCACAGCCGUCACCACGCUGCUCGUUGUGCAAAACACGCUUGAACUGCUCAUUGGCAUCAAGGCGCUGCCGCUGAGCACAAGGCAAUUUACUUUGGGCAUUUCAUCGCUAUCGAAGUUGGGACCUGUUGGCGCUGGCUUGGAGGUGUGCCUCAUCUUCUAUCUGGGCGCCACAUCCGUGGUGGGCUUCUACAGCAUGCCGUUCAUGAGCAAUGUGCGUCCGAAGCGGCGCCAGACUUCGCUGCCACAACUGAUGUUAAACUGCGCUUUCAUGUUGGUAUUGUCCUCGGCUCUGCCACUGCUAAGCAGAAUUAUAGGCAUUACCAACUUUGAUCUGCUGGGUGAUUUUGGCGCCAUCGAGUGGCUCGGCAAUUUUCAGAUUGUGCUGCUGUAUAAUCUCAUUUUUGGCACAACGACUGCUCUGUGCCUGGCCAAUAAGUUUACGGCGACGGUGCGGCGCGAGCUGCGCGCACGGUUAGUGGAAAACUAUGUGCUCUUUACUAACUACAUGAGCUUCAUCAACUGAUAUUUAAUACGGCGUCGCGACAAACUCUUGCAAACACUACAAAGUCAGCGUUGCGCUGACAAACUGCUAACACAUUUUGUCGAGUCGCCCCUUAAGAGUCUAGCUAGUUUAUAUGCCAAGUACUACGAUCUUAGCCGCAAGAGUAGUCGCAAUACCACCACCGCUAGUCGCCAGGCACCAAGCCAGAUGGACUGUUGAGGAGGAAGGUUCACCUUCCAAUAUGAUAUGAUACGAAAAAAAGAAAAGAAACAACAAAAUACAUUUUAUACAGAACUGAUAUUGCUAGUAAAAUGUUGCGCUGUUAUUGUUGUACUGCUUAAUUGUUGUAGUUUGAUAAUGCUCAUAUUAGAAUUUCACAUAAAUGUAGAUGGACAAACGUCUAUCAAAUUUAUUUUGUAUACAACAUAAGCUGCUGUCAACAAUAUAAGUAUAGUUUUAAAUGUAGGUGUUUUUGAAAAUUUAUUAGUCUGAGUCUAUAGUCAAAGUCGAUGUGUUAAUGUCGAUCUUCAACAAUUCAUACAUACAUAUUUAUAUCACAUUAAUGUAUUUUUAAUUUUGUGUCCCAUUGUCAUUACAUUAACCAUACACAAAUAACUUAUUUUAGCAUAUAUACAUAUAUUUUUAAACAUUUGUA
This is a messenger RNA of Drosophila grimshawi, 2526 nucleotides long. RefSeq names its product protein Lilipod (gene lili). Gene Ontology annotation, biological process: signal transduction. The record is from RefSeq and is a predicted model, not a curated record. Bases 294 to 1892 code for a protein of 532 amino acids. Lineage: Eukaryota; Metazoa; Arthropoda; Insecta; Diptera; Drosophilidae. The transcript is spliced from 8 exons. Gene Ontology annotation, molecular function: transmembrane signaling receptor activity.